CAGCUGGGAGGGAAGAGACUGUUGACCCAAGAUACGACCCUAGCAAUUGAGCUUUGCCUCGGGGCUCAACAGCUUCAUCGACUCAGCAAACACUGCUGAAUCCCUCGACACUUCGCUCCCAGCCGUAGUUAAACCACAUCACGAACUGACACAGCCAUGGGAGAUACAAUGCGAGCUGUUGACGUCAAGGGUGGUACAGGCCCAGCCUCUGCCCUCUUCAUCAAUCCUUCUGUUCCCAAACCAAAACCUUCCGCUACGGAAUGCCUCGUUCGUGUCAAGGCGUUUGGCCUAAACAGAGCCGAUACGCUUCAACGACAAGGCAAUUAUCCGCCCCUGCCUGGUAUUACUAAUAUCCUAGGUUUGGAGGUCAGUGGUGUUGUGGAAGAAGUCGGCGCUGGGCAAGGAGAGGAUGCUCCAGUGUGGAACGCGGGAGACGAGGUGUUUGGCCUACUGUACGGCGGUGGAUAUGCGGAGUAUGUGGUCGUUGAUAAAAAGAUGCUGAUUAAGAAACCAAAAGAUUGGAGUUGGGAAUACGCUGCGGGGUUGUGUGAAGUUUGGUUCACGGCCCUUCAAGCGCUCUAUCUCGUCGGUGGUUACGAUUCUCAGCGGACGCGCUCCAUCUUAUGGCACGCGGGCGCCUCCUCUGUUUCUAUCGCGGGCAUCCAGCUCUCCACAAACGCUAACCAUAGCUUGGACAACACGACUACGGCUCAGAAUCUGCCAUCGGCACCAAAAGUGUUCGCUACAUCCCGGACGGAUGCCAAAUGCACUUUCUGCAUUGAAAAUCUACACUGCACCGGUGCAGUGAACACCAACAAUCCCAACUGGGUUGAAGAGAUCAAGAAACAAAACGACGGUAACGGUAUCGAUCUUGUGAUAGACUUUGUCGGAGCCACGUAUUUUCAAUCAAAUCUUGACGUCUUGGGUCAAGAUGGUCGAGUCGUCAUACUCGGACUUAUGGGCGGUGUGAUUCUGCCAGACAAAGUUAACAUCGCCCCGCUCUUGAGGAAGAGGGCUAGGGUUGAAGGAAGCACCCUUCGAUCAAGAGAUUUAGAAUAUCAGGUUCGAUUGAGAGAUUUGUUUGUGGAAAAGGUCAUGCCAGGCCUCAUCGAUGGGACAUACAAACAUCAUACGGAGAAAGUGUUUGGCUGGGCCGAUGUCGGGCUUGCGCAUCAGAUGAUGGAGCGGAAUGAAACAAAGGGAAAGCUGAUAUGUGUUAUUGGGUCGACCUGAUACAGCUGCCAGGUUGUCUUGAUUCGGCCGUCCGUACUGUACAUCCAAGGUACUGAAGUGCGUACAUGAAGGAGACGUGUAUUCAUCGCAUCGAAAUACUGAUUAUAUAUAUUUUUCCGGAACAUGCUAUGCUUUAAUGCCUUAACAAAUGCAAGAGAUUGCGCCGAAAUCAAUGCAUAACAACCCCACGAUUCUAUCUUCAUGAACCGGCCUCUGUGUACCCCUCAUUCAUUCGGACAUUCCAUAGCGCGACCAAAACAAACGGCCUGACUAACCGAUGGCUAGAGGGUCCCACACAGAGAACUAUGGUACCUUCUCCACCGCAUCCAACGACAAAGCUUUCUCGUCAUUUUUGGCCCUGUCACGUCUUGCUUCAUCCUCCUCUUCUCUUCUCCGCUGCUCCUUUAACUCCUUCAGAUGCUGACAAAACUUGCUAUUCGCUCGAAUCCGCGUCCCAUAUUUGAUAUACGUAAACGGAAUCACCGACAUCACCAGGCUACAGAACGCCAACAGGCUACAUGACCAGUUGGGGCCCAGCUUGUUGAACAUCGGGACGGCUGCGAUAGGAAGAGCGGCGCCAAAUAUGCUCCGGGUACAGCUCGCUGCAGACUGUGCACUAGCAGAAAAGGUUUCGUACGCGUCAGAGAUAUAAUUCAGAAUCGCCAUGAAGAUCAGCAGAAAGCCCAUGCCAAAAGGGAUGCCGGACAGUGCCGGAAUAACCCAGUGAAUCUCCGGCUUUGCUGUCCAGCCGAGCCAAAAUAGGGCGAUGACAUAUAAUGGUCCGCCUAGGCAUGCUAGCGGAAGACGUCUAUAUUCUUCGACUGCGGCCCAGCUCGCACCUCGGGCCUUUGCUUUAUAA
Molecule: messenger RNA, 2092 nt
Organism: Coccidioides immitis RS
Lineage: Eukaryota; Fungi; Ascomycota; Eurotiomycetes; Onygenales; Onygenaceae
Product: quinone oxidoreductase
Exons: 2
Coding region: 157-1233 (358 amino acids)
Molecular function (GO): oxidoreductase activity
Source: RefSeq, a predicted model, not a curated record